Messenger RNA from Pogona vitticeps (central bearded dragon), 4313 nucleotides. The record is from RefSeq and is a predicted model, not a curated record. Lineage: Eukaryota; Metazoa; Chordata; Lepidosauria; Squamata; Agamidae.
CGAGAUAACAGCACGACCGUUGGUUGGAAAAGAAGGGAGGACAAGAGAGAGGAACAUGUGGGGAUGAGCGGUCUGCUUUCUCCCUCCAGGCAGCAGAGAGAUAGGAAUGCACCACUGACUGAGGCUAAGCUGAUUGCGUCUGUCCUUUGAGAAUCUCUUGGCUGUUUUGAACGUGCCUGUGAUUUGGAACCAGGAUUUAAAAUGGCCCAGGUUCUACACAUGGAGACUGCGUUCCCAGGGAAGCCCAAUCCCACUUCCGCUGCCGCCUUUCAUGGGAAGGAACAGGACCUGCCUUACUCAGUAGAGACUCCCUAUGGCUAUCGGCUGGACCUGGACUUUCUGAAGUAUGUUGAUGACAUUGAGAAGGGCCACACCAUUAAGCGCAUUCCAGUCCACCGCCGGCCACGGUACAGCUCACUGCCACGGGGCUAUGGCUAUACUGGCUCAUGGUGGACCUCCACGGAGUCCCUUUGCUCUAACAUCAGCAUGGACAGUCGGCACUCUUCCUAUUCCUACUGUGGGCGCAGCUUUUACCCACAGUACCCCACCGCCACAGCAGGCAGCUUCAAUGCCCGCGUGGAGAAGACCUUGCUAGAUGCCAGGAAGAAGCUAGAAGACCAGGCCGACUCAGGAGAUGGGGAAAGGUCCAGGGCAGGCGGCCUCGGAAGCCUCCACAGCAGCGUAUCUGGAUCAACCAGCUCCCUGGUGGGAAGUCAGUGCCUUUCCCGCCAGACCUCUUACAAUGGCUCGCAGCCAGGGGUCUCUGGACAAUACACACCCAUUGGUUCUGGGCUGUCCACCCCAGUCUCACCGACCCCAGGGCACCUCCAGCAUGUCCGGGAGCAGAUGGCCGUGGCCUUGAAGAAAUUACGCCAGCUGGAAGAGCAGGUCAAGAUGAUCCCAGUGCUUCAGGUGAAGAUCUCAGUGCUCCAGGAGGAGAAGCGGCAGCUUAGCGUUCAGCUCAAGAGCCAAAAGUUCUUGGGGCAUCCGGGGGGCUUGGGGAAGGGCAAAUCUAGGGGGGAACUCUAUAUAGACAUCCCCGAGGAGGGGGCAGGUGGGAACGCAGGAGAGGGCAGCGCAAAACCCGACACGGGGGUCAAGCUCGACAAGAAGGAAGUGAGGUCCGUAGGUGUGGGUAUGUUGGCUGAGGAUGGAGAGCCGAGCAAGGAAGUGAGGAAGUGCGACAUAGGGGUGGUGGUGAGAGAGGAGGAGCUGGGACUGCCCUCCCCGGAGGAAGAGCGGCAGCGCCAGGCGGUUCAGGCCCUGACUACCAAGAUUGCUGUAUUGGAGACGCAACUAAAAAGGGCUCUCCAGGAACUCCAGGCUGCCCACCAGAAACUGGAGCACCAACACCGGGAGCAGGAAGACAAAGAAACGUGCACAGAGGACAGUGGCCUGAUAGGAUGGGGAGCAGGGGGGAAAGGUCCCGAGCCAUGGAGUAAUGCAGCUCUCCAGGGGUCCCCAGAGGCCCCCCUUCUGGUGGACUCGGUCAAGGUGGUCCAAGUGGAAAGGGAGCCAGAGAUCGCGGCCAGCACGGCCACAGGGGUGGACCACAGACCCCAGAGGGCUCAAACCCUGGAGAACAAGGAGCCCUAUGCUAGUCUCAGAGCGUUGGCCAGCAAAGAUACAGUGUCCGAGGAAGCGAAAAUGCCACUCUGUGCCACCUAUCGCAGUGAUGAGGUGAUGGAGACCACGUUCCCGUUCCAUGCUGGACCAGUCAGCACAGUUUCCACAUUUCACUCUGUGAAGAAGAUCAGCAUCGCUGGCACAGAAGAGGAUGGGAAUAGAAAACAAGAAAUGGCAGAGCCAGACGUGUUACUAGAGGAAGCUGAAUGCUCGACUCCUGAUUCCCUCCAGGCGGACCGAGCAGUUCCCUCCCCGUCCCGGGAGCAUCAGUCAGAGGCACAAAGUGAGGGCAAGGACCAAGGUGAGAAAGCAUCCCCAGGGAUACGGUCGAUCAUGAAGAAGAAGGAGGAGCCUACGGAGCUUCUGGCCAGCAAGAAAAGCCUCCAGUUUGUGGGCGUCAAUGGCGGGUACGAAUCCACCUCCUCAGAGGACUCCAGCACAGCGGAGAACGUCUCUGACAAUGAGAGCACGGAGAGCGAAUACCACGAGGCUAGCGAGGGGCUGCCGGCAGCCCAGGCGGCUGGAGGAGAACUCCCAAAGCCUUCAGGGGCUGCCACGUCUCGCCCGGGCCCUCCCAGUGAAGGAAGCGAAGGGCCCACCACCGAAGGUCCCAGGAGCGAACCAGCAAGCCAGACUGGGAUGGGACUCAGCAAGGAACUGCUCUCAGCUUGUGAAGUUCUUCAGAAAUACCUGGAUAGCCCCAGUGUGCACAUGGACGAAGAGAUGAAAGUGGCAUAUACCACCGUGCUCCCUUAUUGGCUGAGACUCUCCUGCCACAUGGAAGCCGAUUCAGAAUUGGUCUCACGGCACUUGGAGGCUUUCCGGGCCAUCUCCCCGUCACUGCUGGAGUUCAUCAUCAAUAUGGCCGACGCCAAUGGCAACACAGCCCUGCACUACACCGUCUCGCAUUCCAACUUCCCUGUGGUCACAAAGCUUCUUGAAACAGGUUUGUGCCAUGUGGACCAACAGAACAAGGCCGGCUACACCGCCAUCAUGCUGACGGCACUGGCAGCCUCUCGUUCAGAGAGUGAUAUGGAGACCAUCAUGCAGCUGUUGAAAAUGGGCAAUGUCAAUGCCAAAGCUAGCCAGGCUGGUCAGACGGCUCUGAUGCUGGCUGUCAGCCAUGGCCGUCUCGAUAUGGUACGUGCUCUCUUGGCUAAUGGAGCAGACGUCAAUUUGCAAGACGAUGAUGGUUCUACGGCACUGAUGUGCGCCUGUGAACACGGCCACGCUGAGAUUGUCCGCCUGCUGUUGGCCACGCCUGGUUGUGACGUCGCCCUCUCUGACAAUGAUGGCAGCACAGCUCUCUCCAUUGCACUAGAAGCAGGUCAAAAUGAUAUCGCCAUCAUGCUGUAUGCUCACCUGAACUUUGCCAAACCCACAUCUCCGGGGACCCCAAAGCAACCGAAGCCUGAGAAUGGAGCUGUGGCAUCCAGUGAUACUCAGUAGUCCCAAGGACAGGAGUGUCAGUUUUUUUUACUAGUCCUAGACGUUUUCCCAAUUUCGAAGAAGCGUAUGAAGUCUUGUCAAGGGCAGAAGAAGAAAAGCUUUUCCUGCCAGUGUGGACAUUUCCUCAGAAACGCUGCCUGUUCUCCUUCAUCAGCUGGAAUCCUUCCCACCUAAACAUGCUACACGUGGGAUGCAAAUGAUCUUGGAAUAGAAGAAGUUGCCCUGGAUAGGGUUCCUGGCCGGUUGUUCUGGACCAGUGGCAGUAUACCCAACUGAACUUGAUCAGCUGGGUCCCCAUCAGUGAGCCAAAGAGAAGAUCGGCGAACGGUCUCUGGAUACAGCUUCUUAGCAACCGUUGGCACUGUGUUUUUGCUUCACAGAGACAUUUUCCUCCUCCAGUCUGUCCCAAAGACCACUAAGGGGAGGGGGGGCAGAUUGGGUAAUUCUGGGCAUAGGAAGGUCCUAUUCCAUUUGUUGUGAGAAGCAAAAGUGGACUGUAGGCGUACACUUCUGACUCAGAUAUCACAGUGAUCCUGGGACAAAUCUCUUUUUCCCACCCCCAUGCCUUUUGCUUUUACAUUUUAAGUUCUCCUCCCACCAGAACAAGGGUGUGAUUUAUUGCUAAGAGGUCAAAGAAGGCGUUGUCUCUCUCUAAUGCAACUCCAAAGAAACUAGACAUUCCGUUCCUUGUAGGGCAAGAAGUCUCUGCUUAAGCAUACAUUUACUUGAAAUGAUUUUUCGAAACCACCUGGGGGGCCCCUGUCCUGUGUGAUAGUUUCUUCAUUUGAGGAGAGAGUUAGAAAGAUUUCCAGGAUUGUUUUAGUAAUUUAAAAGAAAAAGAAAAAAAACAAUGUGAUGUUGCAGUAGAACUAAAAUGAAUCAUUGCUGGCAUGUUUCAAGGGAGUAGAUUUUACAUAUUUGGCAAAAUUGAUUUCUCGAUAUGCACGUUCUCUUUUCUGCCCAAAGAAUUAACAAUGUUUGCUGAGAUCCCGGAAAAAAAUUCUUUUGCACAAGGGAAGAGAGAGUAGUUCAAGACCACAACUCUUGUUCAUUUUUAUUCAUUUAUGUAGUUUGUGAAGGAGAGAUUAUCCCAGUUUAUUGGACAUUUUGCCUGGAAUGUCGCUUUCCUUCUUUCAGUCUCUUUAUAAAACUGCAAAUCUGGGAUGCUUAAGAUCUCGGGAAAACACACAGGAAAAACCAUAGUAAAAAAACCAAGUAUACCACUUGCUUUAAAAAAA